AUGGGUGGCACCAGCUCUAUCAACUCGAUGAACUUCGUGCGUGGCAGCAGGCAUGACUUUGACAAUUGGGCAAAUGAAUACAACGCCACUGGCUGGAACUACACAAAUGUGCUGGAGAACUUCAAAGCCAUCGAGAACUUCAACAUAAGCACGGUGCCUGAAGAACAGAUAAAGAAAUACCACGGCAAGAGCGGUGAGACACCGAUCAACUAUCCCGGCUACAACACAUCACUGAGCUACGCUUUUCUUAAUGCGUGCAACGAGUCAAACUAUGACUACGUCGAUUACAACGGCCAGAACCAUACGG
Molecule: messenger RNA, 307 nt
Organism: Rhipicephalus microplus (southern cattle tick)
Lineage: Eukaryota; Metazoa; Arthropoda; Arachnida; Ixodida; Ixodidae
Product: glucose dehydrogenase [FAD, quinone]-like
Source: RefSeq, a predicted model, not a curated record